This is a messenger RNA of Podospora pseudocomata, 1923 nucleotides long. RefSeq lists its product as uncharacterized. The record is from RefSeq and is a predicted model, not a curated record. The transcript has 2 exons. Gene Ontology annotation, cellular component: cytoplasm. NCBI's taxonomy places the organism in Eukaryota, Fungi, Ascomycota, Sordariomycetes, Sordariales, Podosporaceae. Gene Ontology annotation, biological process: protein folding. Bases 1360 to 1923 code for a protein of 187 amino acids.
GUCCGACCUGUACUUUUCCACAUUCGGAUGCGACAGCCCCCCGUGAAUCUUGUACCGACUAGGAGUGAGAUCCAACCCCCCAAACGGGUCAUACGGCCCCUCCGGCCUCGGCUCCUUCUUCUUUUCUUUGAGCCCCCGGAUGGAAAGUUUACCCACUGCGUCCGCUGUUGAUGAUGACCCAGCGGCGAGGUUGGUAACCGCUUCAACAGCCUUGUUCCCCCUCCGUUUCAGCUGAACCCGUUGCUGAUCCGGGAGGGGUUGUCCCCGUUCCAGACUAUCAAUCUCCAUUUCCUUGAUUUUGAUCUUUUCCAUCUUUUCCUCUUCCGCCUCCUUUAUCGCGUCAAGUCUGCGCUGUCGGGCGGCAGCCUGCUCCGCUGCUAGCCUUCGACGUGACUGCUCAUCCUGUUCCUUGCCCACGCGCCUAUUCCUCUCAAUCUCAGUUUUAUGCUCUGCCUCCCACUGCUGGAGCUGGGCCUCUGCUUUCCGCUUGGUGGGUUCGUCGCCGUGGACGAGGUCAAAGGUUAGGUCUUCGACCAUUUGGAGGUAGUUGUUGUAGUCACGGAGCGUGUUGAAGUCGUCUUCGACUUGGUUGAAGACUUGGUUUACUCUGCGCCGGAUGUCGACUUCGCGUUCUACCGAAAGGUCGCCGAAAAAGGGGGAGCGGAAGCCUUUGCGGCGGAGGGUGCGGUGGCAGCCGGCGUAGGGACAUUGCUGGGGGCCUUCGUUGAAGAGGCGGUUGACGCAGGAGGAGCACAUGGAGUGGUAGCAUUCGGGGUUGAUGAGGAAUUCCAUGUCGCGGUUGAGGUAGCGGAUUGUUUUGCAGACGGGGCACAUGUCGUCGCUGUCGGGUUUGGGGAGGCCGUCGGGGGCGAGGGAGGAGACGGCUGUGACGCCUCCGGGGCGGGGGGCUGAGGUGGGGGGGCGUUGAGGGGGCAUUUUUUUUUUCUUUUUUCUUUUUCUGUCUGGUGUGUUUGAAAUGUCCGGUGGAAGAUAGUUGUUGUUGUGGUGGUGGUGAGUGGUGGUGCUGGUGGUGAAGUGGGAUGUUUGUGGUCGCGAAACCGUUUGCAAAAGGCUACAGUCGGAAUUAAUACAAGGCUGAGGUUGGUAAGCCACCACUUGACGCGAACCACCCCCCUGUAGGAUAUGUGGGGCCCGCCAUGUGGGGUACCUUUCACCUGGGAAGUGCGGGGUCCCUAAGCUUUCCAAAGAGCUCCCUUUUGCCCCCACCAUGAGCUCAGCGGCCAGCCAGAGUUCCAUCGCUUUCUAUUGUCAGUUUCCAAACUCCCAUAUCAACAAACCCCCUUUUCUCACCAUUCCCAACUAUCACCACCAACAACACUACAGUCAAACCCCUUCAAAAUGGCCGACACCGACCCCACCACCGAAGCCGCCGCGCUCGCCCGCGAAAAAGCGGAACAAGCCUCCCUCCCCUACACCUGGACCCAAACCCUCCCCGACCUAACCCUCACCUUCCCCAUCCCCGCCUCCCUCAAGGCCCGCGACCUCUCCAUCUCCCUCACCAAAACCACCAUUUCCGCCGGCAUAAAAGGUCAAACCCCCAUCAUCUCAGGUCAAUUCCCCCACCCCAUUCACGUCGACGACUCCACCUGGACAAUCACCACAUCCCCAGACAACAGCUCCAAAACAGUCGAGAUCCUCCUCGACAAGGUCAACAAGCAAGAGUGGUGGGCUCACGUUGUCACCACCGCCCCCAAGAUCGACGUCACAAAGAUUGUUCCCGAUAACUCCAAACUCUCAGACCUGGACGGGGAGACGAGGGGUCUGGUGGAGAAAAUGAUGUAUGACCAGCGGCAGAAAGAGCAAGGGCUGCCGACGAGUGACGAGCAAAAGAAGAUGGAGAUUCUCAAAAAGUUUCAGGAGCAGCAUCCUGAGAUGGAUUUUAGUAAUGCCAAGAUUCAAUAG